This is a messenger RNA of Penaeus vannamei (Pacific white shrimp), 3267 nucleotides long. The record is from RefSeq and is a predicted model, not a curated record. Lineage: Eukaryota; Metazoa; Arthropoda; Malacostraca; Decapoda; Penaeidae.
CCUCUCGCCGGAUAAAGCUCUCAGUAUGAACUCAGAGUGCAAUCACUACGUAUCUAUUAUUGUUCGUGCGCUAUACAUGAUAUUGAUAUUGGUGCUAAAUAUCAUAGACUUUAAAGUAUACAGGUGGCAGAUUUCUCGUGUAUAAUAUAUUAUCGUACCUCCGGCAACAAAGAGGUGUAUUUGCAUCGACUGAUAUUUAUAUCGUAUAUUGUCAGAAACAAAGUUCUUUUCGGGUUUAGCUGCAGUGUAUGCAAUCCAGGGAAAACUUUUCACCUGAAUAAGACGGAAACAAAAAAGAAAAGAAGCCUUCGCGAUGGUGUCGAGCAGCGAACGCAGAGCCGCCAUGCAGAGCCUCCUCGGCCAGGCACUCAAGACCACAGCCCGGGACGCUCUGCUUCUGCUUUACAAUGCCAGGUUCCCUAAGGCGAAUCCGGGAAAGAAACCCUACGACGUCCUGAUGAAGUCCGCCAAAGCCAAGGAGAUCCUGCAGAAGAAUCCCGCGAUGGCCAAGGCGAUAAUGGAAGACAAGAAGGAAAAGCUGGACAUCUCGGCCCUCUGUCUCCUCCUUCGCUACUGCUGCGGACUCCGGAAGAAUGCCUCAGCGUGGUCUUCCCUCUCUCUUCUGGAAGGGAACAUUUCCGAGCUGCGAAAACUCCGCAACGAAGACGGACACUGGACGGAGGAGGGCAGCAGCGACUCGUCCGUGAAGGAGUCGUGGGAUCGCUUGGAGGCGGCCGUGACGAAGGUCCUGCAGCUGGGCGGCCUGGAGAGUGAAGUCCCUCGCUUCAAGAAGGAGCUCCAGGAUAAGAGGGCCGUGAACCCGUUCCAAAGGGCGUACGACAGAGAUGAAGUCAGAGUCUCCAUGCAAGAGGAACUGAGGGAGGUCUUCCGCAGCGGGGGCAAGACCACCCAAAUGCCCCUCGUGUGGGCUGGGAAGAACUUCAGCUUCCACCACAAAGCCACAACCACCUACACCAGCAGCAGAUUUUCCGUCAACCGUGAUGGGACACUGGUGCCCGUGGAGAGUGACGGCGUGGUCGGGGCGCGGGGGCCGUGGCAGACCCUGGUGGUGCAGGGGGAGUCGGGGACGGGCAAGACCUCCCUCCUGCGCUACUUGGCCGACCUGUGGAGCACGUCGCCAUGCCCGCUGUCCUCGUUGGCAGCGUUCGAGUUCCUGCUCUUCUUGGACUGCAACGCCGUCACCACUCGGACCUUCAAAGUUUUCGACAUUCUCAAGGAAAUAUUUCCUAAAGCCAGUGCCAAGUGGAGGCCUAGCAGUCUCCUGAAGGUCCUGACGCAGGCUGGCAGCAGCGUCAUGAUCAUGAUCGACGCUUUCGACGAGAGGCUGGAGGCUUUCCAGGAUGCCUUCCAGAACCUGCAGAAGGCGUGUCCGGAGGCCUUCUUCCUGAUCACCACGCGGCCCCACUGCGUCCCCGCCAUCGUCAAGCUUUGUGAGAGACAGGUGCUGCGGGUGACGGCUCACGGCUUCAGCAGAGCGAGCGCAAGGAACUACGUGGACAAACUGCUGGUAUUGCAAGGGAAAGCUGGAGACCCGGACGAGAUGCUGCAGUUGCUGUCCAGCCACAAAGAACUGCUGGCCAUCCCGCAGCUGCUAUGCUGGUGCACCUGGUUCUGGGCGGAGGAGGGCGGCGCCCAGUUCUCGACGCUGGGCAAGACCUUCCUUAAGGUGACGGAAUUCAUCCUGAAGAAAAUGUGUCACAUCAACGGCAAGCGGGUGCUGUCCGGGGAGGUGCCAAAGGAGGGCCAGAAGUGGCUCAGCUUGGUGGCUCGCGUAGCCUUCGACCAUACAAGGUCAGGCCGGAGCUCCCUGCCAGAAUGCAGUCCGGAAGUGAAACAGCUGUAUCGCGAAGCGUCUAAACUGCGGCUUCGACCGCGAGAGGCUGUGUCCAGCCUGAUGCAGUGCGACGAGAGCCGCAUGACAGGCGUGGGAGAGUACAUCAGCUUCCAUUUCCUUCACACCUCGCAUGCCAACUUCCUGGUCGCCUACCACAUAUGCGAGGCGCUGAAGGGAGACAAGAAAGCGACGAUUACCAAGCUUCUAAAGGGUUUCAAGGACGACAAACAGGCUAUACUGAGUUUCGUGGUCAGUCUCCUUUAUGUGAAUGAUAAAGGAAAAAUUGACCCCAAACGGGAGCAAGAAAUUUCGGCGGUGGCCAAAGACUUCGUACACUUCUACGAUAUCAAUUACUAUUUGACGCUGAUCGAGGAGAGCGGCCACAGCCAGAGCUUAGCGGAGGCCCUGGCCUGUAACAUGCCAAUGGACACCAGCUUUGGAGACGCGCUUCCAAAACCCCUUUUGCUUGGAACGAGUGGAAUGAGGUCGAGCAUCGUCCCUGCGGCACCUUCGGGCCAUCUGUGGGUACGAAGGAGGGAGUUGAAGCACGACCAGGCGCUAUCCAUGCUCCUCUGCGCGGCCAAGCCAGCUCGCCUGUGGCUGCAACUCUCGUCUCCCGACGCGUGUGUCCCGGACGCUUCACCAGGGGAAAGCGUGGCCGCCAUGAGGCUGAUUUCGAAGGCGUACAAAGGCAAGCCCCUAUGCGAUUUGAGGGUGAGCGGCCUCGUCAGCAGCACUCCAGUCUCGUGGCCGAAGAACCUGUGGUGGUUGACGCUGGAGCGAGGAAGAGUGAAGGGAAGUCUCGGGCUGCGUGAGGGCCUGCUGAAGCUGACCUACAGCGAGUGUUCGGGAAUCGAAAAGGUGAACGUCCCGAACAGUGUCAAGUCGUUGGCCCUUCAGAGAAUGGACGUGGAGGACCUGUGUGUCGGCAAGGGCGUGGAGUGUUUGACGCUAGAAUCGUGCAACAUAAAGAAGGUGUGGUCGGUGCCUGCAGGUCUUAAGAAAGUGAACCUGAUAGACUGUUCAGCGAGUGAGGGCGCCAUCCUGUCCCUUGCUCGACAGCAUCGAAUCACGGCCAACAUAGGAACUUCCUUUGGCCAUGAAGAGUGAGGAGGAACCAGCCAUUACUUGCGAAAUAUUGAAUGCAAACCACUGGGGCAAAGAUCUCUCAGAUCAUUAAGGGUCGCAGUUGCUUGCAAUAUUCCUUAUCAAAUGCUACUAUGAUUUACUUACAUAAGAUGUAUGUCGAAUAUUGAAUUAUUCUAUAGUAGUUUAAAUGACUAUAUAUUUAUAUAAAUAUAAUGAUUAUAAGAUACUAGCAGUGUUCUUAGUACAAACUUUAACAUUGUAAUAUUUUUUAUGUCUAAUUAUAAUAUUACCGUUUUAUUAUCGCGAAUAUUUUACAAAUAAAC